AUGGGGACCCGCAAUCGAGUCCUCUCGUUCAUGAACAAUUUAUCAAAUCGAGACUCACACAGCAGUCCAUCUGCACCGGCACCGCCUAGGCAUGAGACUUUCAAAAAUAGCCAGGUAAGACAGGAUCGCCAAAUGGAUAUAGCAUCAUCGCCAGCCGGCCCGGGCACACACCCUCACAAUACCGACGGGAAUUCCCCUCAGCCGAGAACCCAGCGAGAGCGCCCAACCUCGAGACCUAUGUCCAUGGUCCAGACAUAUCAGCCCCCUUUGAUGGACGUAUCACAAGACACUCCUCCUGAGCUACAACCCAUCUUUACAUUUUUGAAUAGCCAUGCCAAUAAGCUUUAUCAGGAGGGGUACUUCCUAAAGUUGGAUGACCAAAACACACAGGGGAGACCCAAUGCCGAUCGCACCUGGACAGAAUGUUUUGCCCAGCUGGUUGGCACGGUUCUUUCUUUGUGGGAUGCCUCCGAGUUAGAUGUAGCUGGCCAAGAAGGGGAGGUUCUGCCCAAAUUCAUCAAUCUAACAGAUGCAUCGAUAAAAAUGAUCGAGUCUCUACCCACACGAUCCGACAACGAGCCCCCAUUGCAAAAUGUCCUUAGCAUAUCCACCGCAGGCAGGAAUCGUUAUCUUUUGCACUUCAACUCGCACCACUCCCUGGUCCAGUGGACUGCCGGUAUUAGGCUCGCGAUGUUCGAGCAUGCCACUUUGCAGGAGGCUUAUACCGGGGCUCUGAUUGCCGGGAAAGGCAAGACCUUGAAUAGCAUCGGCGUAGUAUUGGAACGUGCCAAGUUCAAGCAUGAGGAUUGGGCACGAGUACGCUUCGGUGCCGGAACGCCAUGGAGAAGAUGUUGGUGUGUCAUUACACCGCCGGAUGAAAAGGAGGUUCAAAAGCUACACAAACUGGCCAACAAGAAGAAAUCCGUGUAUGAUCGGUCGCGGCUUCCGGUGUUGAAAGGAGACAUCAAGUUUUAUGACACCAAGAAAACUAAGAAAACCAUGCCAAUCGCUACAAUUACCGACGCAUAUUCGGCUUUUGCUAUCUACCCACAAUCGAAACCCCUCAUCGAUGCCUCAACUCUUGUCAAAGUGGAGGGAAACAUAACAAUCCACUCGAAUCCGCCCUCCACCACUGAAGGCUUUGUCUUCGUAAUGCCAGAAGUUCACCCUGCGGUCACUGGUUUUGAAAUAAUGCUUCGUUGGCUCUUUCCAGCCUUCGAUACUUUUGCCCUAUACGGACGUCCCGCUCGACUGAUUGCGGACACCUUGGAUCCCCGAAGUCUGAUGUUUGCAAUGCCGAAACAUCGUCGAUAUGGCUAUCUAGAAAUAUUAGACGUGACAGGUCUUAUUGUAGAACAAGGGAGUGGUAACUGGAAGGAAGCCGAAUGGAGACGGAAAUUGAAGGAGCUUACACAAAGACGUAUGACCACUAUCGAGAAUGGGAGUGGUAAGGGCAGCCGAUACAGCAGUCGUAGGAGUACUCGCGCUAGCUUCGGCCCAUCUCAGAGCCGUGUACAGUUUGAUGAUGGUGCGUCGGCCAAGUCUACGCCGUCAUCUACAUGGGCCCAAGGCCCUCCUGCAGAUGGUGUCACUGGUGGGAUACCGCGGACAGAUUCUGCGCCCCCUUCGAGUGGUUUUGCAGCUUCUGGCCAGUCAUCGUCGCCUCAUAACCGGUCGGUAUCUGAUACCCAUGGCAUGGAUCGUUACCAGACUGACGUCCCUGCUCCUCGUUAUGACAGUGCUUAUGAACAAGCUCCCACUCCUCCACCACACAGCAUUGGUGUAGCCGUGGGACGUGAGGGCUCAAACUUGCGGCAUAUGACUGAUAUUGUCGCGACACCUGACCGUGUGAGCUCCGAGGAUGAGCACGUUGGCCGAGGAACCCCAGUCCGGGAACUUCAAGAACUACAAGACACCAGUUCUCCAGCACCAGUUUCCGCUCCACCAGCAUUUUCACACCCCCCUGGGGCUCGACCAUUAGGCAACCCAUAUCACUCACCAGAGCUUCGGAGGGCCAACAGUCGCAUGUCUAACGCGACUCUGUCCCAAAUGGCCGGUGCGGGAGGAGUUGCUGCAGCAUAUCAUGCAAAUGCGGAGAGUCACAGGAUAAGUGAAGAUCAAAGACGCCAGAACAUGGGUCAACACCCGGAGGUCAGGAGCCAGAUGGGGGUACCAUCAAAUAUCAACGCAAUUGAACAUCCUGCUAACCAAUACGGUCUCCAUGAAGGCUUGGUAGCAACAUCAGAUUCGCGUUUUUCAUUUGAAGGCUCUUCUUCUCAGCGGCCACCAGUCCCCGAUGCUCGAUCGAAUCCCUCUCAACCUCCUCCCCAAUACUCGUUAAAUCCCCAAAGUAAUACUGGUAUGUAUGAAUCGCAAAGUGUUACCUCGUCAAACCCGAACAGCCAGAAUUUCCAGUCGAAGAAUAGUCAUAUCCCUCCGCAAUCAACAGAUUUAACCUCAAGCGGUCGCUCACAGCAGCCUCCGCAACAACCACCACAGCUCCGAACCGGUCCAAGCGUUACUCGAAAACCUCUCCCCAAAAAUCCCGCCUUCACGCAAACUCCAACAGCGGAGACGCCAUCCAGUGCUGACAGCUUAGCGCCUCAUAUUAUUGAUCAGGUAGCAUUUGAUAUGAUUGGACGCAGUAAUGGUCCGAAAGGUAGUUUGCAAUCAGAUUCACAAUACAAUCGACAACUCAGUGCUUCCGACAGUGUCUACGAAGAUAAUGCGUCCACCACCUCUCCAGACUAUGCUAGCACGAGACGAUCAAUUGAUACGCAGAAGUCAGUUGAAAGACCACGAGCUGGUGUCAAAAAAACUGUUGGUGUUGAGCAAUCAAAUAAUCCUACACAAGAUAUACGCUCCUCCAUUCAUAUUGACUUCGGCCCGACUCUGAAUUAUGCUUCGGAUCGGCUUCCAAUGCCGCGAAAGCAAAGCCCUGGUCCUGCCAUGAAUAACUACCCAGCCAGACCUGAUGACGCUAGCCGCUCCAAGUCUCCAAACCGCAAGGCCAUCACACCCGAGAAUUCCCACUACCGAACAGAUAGCAGGACUUUGGCAUGGCAGCCAGGUCUGGCUGUUGGUGGAAACCCCUCCCCCAGCCAACAAACUAUGACUGCCGAACAAUUUGUCCAACAACGUGCAGCCGCUGCGAUACCAUUAUAUGCCCAUCAAAGGCAGCCGUCUGGUAAUACCCUUGGCCGUGAGACGCCCACGCCUCCUCUCGACCGCAAUCGUUCAAGCGAUUAUAUCCAGCAGCUUCAUUCUCGCGGUAACUCGGUAGACCUUCUGCAGCGUCCCGGCUCGAGAGGCCCUUCAGCAGCCCUAGAUCAUUCUCGCAAUAACUCAUCUGAGCUUCUCCAGCGUCCCAGCUCCAGAGGCGCUUUGGCAGUACUAGGUCAUUCUCGCAACAGCUCUACGGACCUCCUGCAACGCCCUGGCUCCAGAGGCGCAUCCGCAACUCUAAGUCCCGCAGGAACUGGGGAUAUUACAUCGAAAUUAUCUGCACGGGAGCAGGAGCAUGUAGCCCGGCUGACUGGCCAGCCUCUGAUCAGCAUGGCUCAAAAUAGCAAUCGAUCAGGCGGUGGCCUGGUUGGCGCUAUCGAAGCACGAGAACAUGAGAAACAGCAAGUCAAGCAAGGCAUUAACAGCCAAGCGGUACAGCACGCAAUUACGCAGCGGCAACAACAAGCCAUGCACCAGCAGUAUCCCGAGCAGAUGCAAGGCGGACACCGCGGCUCUCAAUCACAAUACAACAUGGCCCAGUAUGCACAAUCUCAAUACCCACAAUCUCAAUACCCGCAAUCUCAAUACCCUCAAUCUCAAUACCCGCAAUCUCAAUAUCCCAUGCAAGCUCAAAAUCAGCAAGCGUGGGUUUCCCCCGCAGCAAAUGUUUUUGCUCAAGGUGGAGGUUGGUCCAAUCCGUCGCCCGGAUAUGCGAACCCCGAGCAGGGAAGGCAGUCGCCCACUCAAUAUCCGCCGCGACAGCAAUACUUCCCGCAACAGCAGCAGGGUGGUCAAGGUCGCGGUAAUCAAGGAGGUUACGGUCACGCUCUUUAA
This is a messenger RNA of Venustampulla echinocandica, 4059 nucleotides long. RefSeq lists its product as uncharacterized. Lineage: Eukaryota; Fungi; Ascomycota; Leotiomycetes; Helotiales; Pleuroascaceae. The record is from RefSeq and is a predicted model, not a curated record. The transcript has 4 exons. The coding region runs from base 1 to 4059 and encodes 1352 amino acids.